Nasonia vitripennis (jewel wasp) is the source of this 1421-nucleotide messenger RNA. Its product is annotated as cyclin-dependent kinase 2 associated protein 1-like. The record is from RefSeq and is marked validated. NCBI's taxonomy places the organism in Eukaryota, Metazoa, Arthropoda, Insecta, Hymenoptera, Pteromalidae. Gene Ontology annotation, cellular component: cytoplasm; nucleus.
GCACUUCUUGUUUGUUGCCCAGUUGCAUCUGGUCGCACUGGUCGCAGUCUUGUACGAUGCGUUAGACACUCCGCGUCUCGAGUUUUGUUGUUUAUUUAUUUUGUUUUAAGUGUGUAGAUAAUUUUGUAGCCGACGCUUCAUCUGUUUUUCAAGGUUAUAAUUUUAGCGACGCUUUAUUUUGCAAAAAGGAAUCAGACAUGCAGAACGAGGGUGAUAUUAAAAUGGAAGUAACUCCGAAGAAGAUCGUCGAGCCGCUGCUGACGAUCCCGAAGCCUCGACCUCAGAUUCAUCAGCAGCUGCAGCAACAGCAGCAGAAUAACCAUCAGCAACAGCAGAUUCAUUAUCUUCAGCAGUCGCCGAAAAGCUCGAACGGCACCACCAAUAUGAUUCACGGAACGUCCAAGUACAAUGAGUUGCUAUACGUAAUCGGCGAACUAGGACAGCACAUUCGACCGAGCUACACCGGUCACCGGGGUUCGUCCGAGAAAAUCCGUCAUGGUAUCAUCAAGGCUCGUGCUCUAGUCAGAGAAUGCUUAAUCGAGACUGAGAAAAGCGCCCGUCAAUGAAGCUGGCUUAAUGUAUCUUUAAUUUAAUUUAUUAAUAGUAUACGAGUUUAUCUUUUUAAGAGUCGAACGAUGCAAAUCAGCCAAAAACUACCUCAUCAAAUGCAACGUCCCCUGCAGUUGCAUUACUUAUACAAUCUAGUUCAAUACAGCUUAAAACUUACCUAAGAGUUGUUAUAGUCUGGAAUUAUGCUAAGGACAGUGUUCAUUUUUAAAUCUAUAUUACAAAGUAUUUUUGUAAGAUGACUAAUUGUAAGAUGCAUUAAAAUGUUAGAUUGCCUAUCAGUAUGUGAUAUACUACAAUGAAUGAAAUGUCAUAAUUAAAAAAAAAACAAGAUCACCAAAGUAUACAGCUAAAAAAGAGGACAAGAGUACUUGGUUUACUGCGUGAAUGUAAUGCAGCUUUACUUACUCUGCAGACUUAACUGAUUCUUUAUUCUUUUAGUUUGUUCUUUUAAUGGGCAUAUGGCUAUUUUGAGAUUUUUUAAUCUGAAUGAAUGAGAAUAGUCUUUUAAACUUUUUUACUUAAAUAUUUGUUCAGCAACACUGAAAUGAAUAUAAAGUACAUUUAAAUUUGUACAUGUUUGUAUUAUAUAAGCAAAGAAUGUAUAUACUAUAAAUCUUUGAAAAUGAUAAUAGUUCACUGGCAAUGUGAUAUAGCAAUUGUUCUAACUGUUAAAAUGCCUAAUACAAAGAUUGAAAAAGCCAAUGUUUAUGAUAACUUAAGUAACAUACCAAUUGUGCUUGCCAUUAGCAUUUACCUUAUACAUUGAAUUAUGUCAUUAAAGUCGAUAUGUAUAUACACAUAUAACAUUAUCCCACAAUUUUAAUAAUAAACUUUGAAACUUUGAUCCCAAA